AUGCCGACGAGGUCUCGCGUGACGUCCAAGACAGCAGCCAGCGACGUUGGGGAAGACUCUUGUUCUUCGGACGUGAUGCCGGCUGCAGCUUCCUCCACGCGGUUCCCACUGCCUGCAGGUUAUUUCCCCACUGUCCACGUCUCGCUUUUGCAGCGUGAGGAAUUCAAGGACCUCAUCGGACUUCGGGUGAACGCCAUGCUGGCUGAAGAGUAUCGAUAUGCUGAGCGACUGGCUCAACACCACCCGGUCGUGCAGCACGCAGAGUGGAAGUUUGUGCGAAGCAUCAAGGACUUGGACGUGUACCAGCGACGCGUUCGAGGUCGGUCGAGACAAGAGGUGGCAGCCCAAGAAGAGUUCCCGGAAGCUGCGAUCGCCGUAGAGAGAGGGAACCCGAGUAUGCUGGUCAAUGGCAUCAUGAACGGGACGAUGGAGGACAUGCUCUACGGAGCGAGUGCAACAACCCAGGAGGAGAUGAUGACGGGCUUCUCCAUCAGCUCGCCACCGCUGGAUGCUGCGUUGCUGCAUGUCCUUGAGCACUCGAGCAUUGAAGAUCCCCUGCAUUCCGCUGAGCUCCUUUGGGUGCUCACGAAACUUCCGCUCCUGUGUCCACGAGACGUUUGCUUCCUGAAAGCUACUGGCAUUGGACGUGAUGUGAAAGGGGUGCCUUACGGCUACAUGGUGCUUCACUCGGUCGAUAUCUCCGAGUGUCCGCCGUUCGACUACCGGAACACCAAAGUCCUUCGUGCCAAGAUGUACUUCUCCUUCCUGUUUCGAGAGCUCACGCCCAAUACUUUGCACGUGAGUGGACGUGGCAUCUUUGACUUGGCAGGUGGAGAGAUGCUCAAGCUCGUGCUGCCACAUGCAACUGCAGCUGUCAUCGGUGGUCUCUUGAGAGCAGCGAGUUGUGGGGAGACCAAGAAGCUCACGUUGUUGGCCUCGAGGUAUCACAACGAGCGCUAUCACUUCCAAGCUUCUUCAAAGCGACACGUUUGCUCCAUGUGCAUCCGUGGAAAACAACGGUUGCUACCGGGUGCGCGACGCCGUUCGUGUGCAGUCUGCAAUGUCUUGAUCUGCAAGAACUGCAAGAUCAAGGACCGGAAGAUAUUCGUAGGCACGAGACAGCCUUGGCGCGAGGUCACAUGCUGUGCAACUUGUUUGCAGCAGGCUCGCAGUAUCACAAACGUGCGGCUUGGCGAGCCCGAGUUCAUGGUCGUGGCCGAGUUCUACGACAAGAACCGUCUCGUCCCGACUUCAUCUUCUGCGAGUUGCUUGGCAAUCGCAGCAGCAUAUUCAAUGGCUCCAUCCAAAGCUUCAGCUCGACAAGCUCCAGUCCAAAGUACCCACAACAAUGGACGGGAUCGCCUCAAUGAAGUGCGAAAGUUGACGACUACUUCCUCGCUGCCGUUCGAUGCUGGUAAAACGUGCUCGUCCGUAGCAGUGACCAACUCGACAAUCGGAGACAGCUGUGCAGGGUUCGACUGCGAUGUGAGCCUGAGCUUCUCCGGUCCAUUGAGUGAUCUCAACUCGGGCGACUACCGAUUCCACUCGAGCGUUUUGCAUUUCAACGGGGAUAUCGAGCUGGACGAGGAGUCCGAAGUGGCAGUAGAAUUGCUCCAGGAGUACGCCGAGCUUGGUGAGAAGUUCACAAACGAUACGACUUCGAGAAAGUUGCGAGCUUUCGGCGACAGGUGCCCAGCGGAGAGUAAUGGUCAUGAUCUCGCGAACAGAAGGUAUCCGGUUGACACUGACGUCGUGUCAACGUCUCGAGCUUUUCAUGUGGCAACUCCAGCUCACCAGCCUCGACCUCCGCACAACAUGUUUGAGUGGAUGGUGGAGCUUCACUUGUCUGCUGAGGAAGCGUAUGUGACGGCAAAAGCCAAUGAAGCACUCAUGAAGAAGUCCAUGCGGUAG
This is a messenger RNA of Peronospora matthiolae, 1911 nucleotides long. Lineage: Eukaryota; Oomycota; Peronosporomycetes; Peronosporales; Peronosporaceae. The record is from the annotation of a GenBank genome assembly.